This is a messenger RNA of Anisakis simplex (herring worm), 1404 nucleotides long. The record is from the annotation of a GenBank genome assembly. Lineage: Eukaryota; Metazoa; Nematoda; Chromadorea; Rhabditida; Anisakidae.
AUGGACGACGAUAAUGAAGUCCGUGCAAAGGUUGAGAAGUACAUGCGAAUGAUUGCAAAUGAAGAUAAGAUGGGUCAUGCAUUAAAACGGUUGGAUAAUAUAAAGAUGACACUAGAUUUAUUAUCUGAGACGGGUGUCGGUAAAGUUGUGAAUCAAUUACGGAGUCAUAAACAUUAUGGUGACUUGGCGUUGCGUAUCGUUAAUAAAUGGAAAGAUAUUGCUCGAAGUCAUGGAUUGAAACAACGGAAGAGUCGUUCGUCGUCAUCAAGUUCAGAACAUGAAGAAAGUCCUGUGAGGGAUGAAGAAAGUCCUGUGAGGGAUGAGGAAAGUCCUGUGAGGGAUGAAGAAAGUCCUGUCAGGGAGUCGAAAAAAGAAAGAAUCGAUAACGACGAUAAUUCUGACAAUGAUCGGUACAGUAAGGAGGAUGAUAGAACAACUCACAACAGAUUAUCGAAAAACAAGGUGUCAUCGUCAAAAUCAAAAACUGCUGGUGCAUCAGGGUCGGGAUGUAUCAGUUUCGAAGAGAUGUUAGCACUGGGUGAUGUGGCGAAGCCGGUAAAACCAAAGAAACCGAAAUUGGAAUUGGGUGAUUGGAAUUCAUCACAAGUUGAUGUUAAUUAUAGACCAUCAAAAAGACUUAAUUACGAACCAACACCUAUUGUGAAAGAGCAUCAUGCUGGUUUAUCGGAAGCACUAACGAUGGAUGCAUCAAUGUUCAAACCCCGUAAAGAUAUGCGUAAAAUAUAUGCUGGUCGUCCGAAGGGUGAUCUCCAGGUGCCAUCGUUAUCCAACAUUUGUAUACGUGUUCUGUGUUCAAAUAUUGACGCAAUCGAGGAAGUUGGUGAUACGCCUUAUUACCUUUUGAAACCGGUUUUGGAGAAGUGUAAUCCGGAACAGUUGACGUAUAUUGAACGGAGAAACCCGCAUUUAAUGGAGGAUAGUGAUGAAAUUUGGGAGAAAAUUGUGAAUCGUACGUAUCCAAAAUGUCAAACAGCUGAUGACGAAACAUGGAGGGAAUGUUAUACGCGAUUGUGUACGGAGACGGAUCGUAAAUUGAAACUGUUAUCGUCUCGUAUAACACAGCAUAGUCGUGAGGCGGCAGUACCUCAGCGUAAAGCAUUACUUGCUGAUGCAAAAGCACCGCGUGAGGUUCGUCGAAGACAGAUUAAAUAUGGUACCUCGCACAUGAAUCAUGCCCUACCGAACGCUUCCGAAAUAUCACAAGCUAGAAGGGCCAUUUUUGAAAAAGGCAGUAAAGAUGCACUAUCAAAUUUACCUCAGUCCGUCCGUAAUGCGAAUUCAACUUUGGGAUCACACCACUCUGAAAGGAAGAAACAACCGGCGAAGAAAGGUGCUUUGAUGGUUAAAACGCUCAAAAUGUUGAAAGGACAUAAUCGAAAGUAA